Molecule: messenger RNA, 2628 nt
Organism: Scomber japonicus (chub mackerel)
Lineage: Eukaryota; Metazoa; Chordata; Actinopteri; Scombriformes; Scombridae
Product: BTB/POZ domain-containing protein 10-like
Exons: 9
Coding region: 1-1785 (594 amino acids)
Biological process (GO): positive regulation of phosphorylation
Cellular component (GO): cytoplasm
Molecular function (GO): protein binding
Source: RefSeq, a predicted model, not a curated record
AUGAGCGAGGAUGCUGAGGCUGCCGGCAAGCCCGCUUUGUUCGGAGGAGCGCAAGGCUUUUGUGCCACUGUCAUCCCGCAGCUCAUCCCCUGCUGCUUUGUCUUCACUUGGCCCGCCGAUACCGACCGUGAGCAGCAGUGUGGUUUGUCAGUGUUGGACUGCAACCACCACCAGCAGCAGCAGCAGCAGCAGGUCGGCACCAUGAGUCUGUACGGAGCUGGUGCCAGUGGUGGUGGUGGAGCCAGUGGUGGUGGUGCCAGUGGCGGCGGCGGUGGAGCAGAACAUCACCGGGAGCAACGGCGGCGCUCCAGCGACCGCUCCCGCGACUCUUCCCACGAAAGAGGAGAGAGCCAGCUGACGCCCUGCAUCAGGAACGUCACGUCCCCCACCCGGCAAUACGACCGUGAACGCGGCGACGGAGGCUCGUCCUCCAGAUCCUCCAGCCCGCGACCUCCCAGGGUCUCUCUGCCCUACCCCCACGUCGGAGGAGCUCUGAUCGGGGGACACAUACCUCGGUCCCUGGGUCCUUUCGGAGGAGACCACCACCCCAAGAUCCUGGGCCAGGGGCCGUGCGACAUGAUCUACGUUUACGACCUCAGCAGCAAAGAGGCUCACCGCAGCGGGCAGCGAGUGGGAGAGAGAGUGACGCUUAUUGUGGACAACACCAGAUUCGUGGUGGAUCCCGCCAUCUUCACAGCUCAACCCAACACCAUGCUGGGCAGGAUGUUUGGUUCUGGGCGGGACAACAACUUCACACGACCCAAUGAAAAAGGAGAGUUCGAGGUGGCUGACGGCAUCAGCUCCACCGUCUUCAGAGCCAUCCUGGAUUACUACAAGUCGGGGAUAAUCCGCUGCCCUGACGGCGUUUCCAUUCCCGAGCUGAGGGAGGCAUGUGACUACCUCUGCAUCUCCUUCAGCUACAGCACCAUCAAGUGCAGAGACCUCAGCGCCCUGAUGCACGAGCUGUCCAACGACGGGGCGCGGCGUCAGUUCGAGUGUUACCUGGAGGAGAUGGUGCUGCCGCUGAUGGUGGCCAGCGCUCAGAGCGGGGAGAGGGAGUGUCACGUGGUGGUGCUGACCGACGACGACGUGGUGGACUGGGACGAAGAGUACCCUCCGCAGAUGGGAGAGGAAUACUCGCAGAUCAUCUACAGCACAAAGCUGUACCGCUUCUUCAAGUACAUCGAGAACAGAGACGUGGCCAAAUCAGUGCUGAAGGACAGAGGACUGAAAAAGAUCCGGCUGGGAAUAGAAGGAUACCCCACUUAUAAAGAGAAAGUGAAGCGGCGUCCCGGAGGUCGCCCAGAAGUCAUCUACAACUAUGUGCAGCGCCCUUUCAUCCGUAUGUCCUGGGAGAAGGAGGAGGGGAAGAGCCGCCACGUGGACUUCCAGUGCGUCAAGUCCAAGUCCACGACCAACCUGGCAGCGGCGGCCGCGGACAUCCCCCAGGACCAACUGGUGGACAUGCACCCUCCGGGGCCGCAGGUGGACGAGUUGGACACUCCACCGCAGCCCGGCGCCGUCGACCCCCACCAGCCGGGGCCGGGAGUAGCGGGAGCGAGUCCGGAGAGCGCUGCUCUCCAGCUGGCGCAGGGCUACGAGGGCCUGAACCAGCAGGCUCAGCAGGCGCACGACGCCGUCAGCCUCCAGCAGGCUCAGGACCUCCAGAGUCAGGCCUCACACAGCCUGGUCCACAACAACCAGCAGCAGCACGGCAGCAGCAGCUACACUCAGGCCACCUACCACUAUGAGCCAGACCCUGACACACCGUCCCCCUCUGCAUGAGACUGGCUGCACACUUAACCCCCCCCCGCCCCCCCUCCCCUCUAAAAAAAAAGAAGAAGAAGAAGCUGCGUCCACACUGCCUGCAACAAGCACUUCCUUCCUGUACAUCAUUACAUGGAGCUAAAUUCAGUGACAGUGAAGCACAGAUAUGAUUGGCCUCUAACAGCCAAUAAGCACACAAACCUUUCAGCUCAAAUUUAAAACACUCGUUGCUGUCAGUAUGAACGCAGACUUCCACCUCCCUCCUCGUCCCCCACAGUCCCCUCCCCCUCCCCCUCCUCCUCCCGUGUGGCAAAACACCACUUUGCCUUUUCGUUGCACCUCUGCUGCAGCGCCCCAGUGAAACGAGAAGCGCGGAGCAGAGAAGAACGGACAAAGCACAUCGUCAGGCCUCCUCACCCUCCUCUGUUCACUUUAGUCUUUAUUUAUCCGACCAAAGCAGAGCUCAGAGUGUGAUUCUAUAUAGGGGAAAGUAAAAAUCAUAUUAGAAAGAAGUGUGCGUUACGUGUGAGAGUGUGUGUGUGUGUGUGUGUGUGUGUGUGUGUGUGUGUUUGUGUGUGUUGCUGCUGGGGUCAAUUCUAUAUAUUCAAAGGGCCAGUAAGAGAAUUUAAGGAUUUUUUCCCAGCGUACCAGAUGAAAAUGAGAGUUUAUAAAGGCAAUGUUUCACUCCUCCUGUUUAAUUUUAUUUUCCAGUUUUCAGUUUACCGUUGACUCCAUGUUUCCAUGUCUUGUUUUGAGUCCUGACUCGACACCGCACAGGUCUAUCACUGCUGCUGCUGCGAGCACACAGGAUGUCAGAAGAGAUGCUGAACACGAUGUUUUGUUUUUUAAAAUAAAUAUUAU